This is a messenger RNA of Xyrichtys novacula (pearly razorfish), 22840 nucleotides long. The record is from the annotation of a GenBank genome assembly. Lineage: Eukaryota; Metazoa; Chordata; Actinopteri; Labriformes; Labridae.
GGUCGGAAAACCAAGAUGGACGCCUACUGUUAACCGUUGUUACCUGUUGUUUACGAUUGUUAGCCGUUGUCAGCGGUUGUUAGUUGUUGUUUCGACUUCCGAGUACAACUGGAACGCGGCAUUAAAAACUCAGUUUUAGAAAAAAAUCAGUGGAUGCUUCCAGUUGUACUCGGAAGUCAGGAUUUCCGAGUGUCGGACGAUCCUCGCCAACCCCGACCUGACGACAACGUCAUAAUUCAAGAUGGCAGCGCAGUGCAUCAGCAGUAAAGAGUAACAGUAAAAGCUCUCGUAGUGCAUUAACUAUUAGCACUUCUGUUUUGUUUUUGUGAAAUUAAAUAAGUGGUACAUGUCCUACCCAACGUCUAACUGUGAACACAGUGUUAUGGUGUCAAUAGAGUAAAAGUGUUGUGCGUUGUUUACAACUGGUAUCGCCAACCGCUGACAACGGCCAACGACAACUGACAAUUGUAAACAACAGCUAACAACGGGUAACUGUGAACGUCCAUCUUUGUUUUCCGACUUUUUAACUGGAACGCUUUCAACUCGGAUGUAGCGUCAUUCCAAGCUCCGACAUCCAACUUCCGAGGUAACUCGAACGCAGCAUUUGUGUCGCUCCGAAUUUCUAUAAGGUCUUUAACGUGAGGUGGAUGAUUCAUUUUCACAAGCAGCACAUUUCCAUUCAUUUCUCCUUUUAAACCUUGGGAUUAAUUUAUUCGCUAAACCAUUUGUUCUCCAUUUUUAGGAUAAGUCAUGUGAGCAGUGUGUGAGCUGUUCAAUCCAGGUAGUCCAGCCAUAUCUGACUGUGAGUAGAGGGUGAUCAUUAUUAUUAUAUUUUUUUCAAAGACACUGACCAUCAUGGAAGAAAAGAAAAGUCAACCCCAUUACACUGCCUACUGUUUACAGCACAAGCCAGAACAUAAAAAAGAAAAAUUGCAUCAUCUACCCUUUGUGUGCCUCCUGCUGACUUCACUUUGCCGUUUUCUCCGAACUGAUUUCUGUUGCUGCUUUCUUUCAUUUUUCUAUUUGUGCAGCUCAAUGGCCUGUUAUUUCCACCGCUGAAGGAGCGACAAACCCUGUGAGAAAGGGUUGAAAUAUUGAACAGCUGAUGAAACUCUGCUCCCAGUGAGAUCAAAAAGGUCCAGAUGAAACUCUCCUGGGUUUGUGAUGGAUCUCCCAGCUGUGCUACUGGACUGUCACAGCUGCAAAACAAGUAUUCAGUGCACACAUCCCUGCACAUUUACUGUACAGUCACUGUUCCAGGAAUUCUAGGUUUGUCGCUUAAAAGCCUUCCUAUUAAUGAUCUGUGAUUUUAGUUUUUUGCACAAAUGUCAAAAAUAAAUAUAGGGGUGAUUUUUUUGUGCAAUAGCCCUGAAGAGCUGUUAUGUGAGGGAUUUUAAUUUAAUUGAAAACCUUGUGAGAAUUAUUCCAGACUUGUUGCUAAAAGGGUCAAUAUGCACAAAAAAGCACAACCCAAUCUCAAAAAUAAUUGUGAUGCUGUGUAUAAUUGUUAAUGAGUACAAGUUGUUAUGGUUUGCAGAUCAUUUAGUGCCAAUCUUUGGGUGAAAUACAUAUACAACUGGCAAAAAAAUGCUGCCUGAAACAAAAUAUAUGCUCAUUUCAGACUUUUUACUUUUUCAAUGUUUUUAAAAGUUGUGAUGGGGGCAUGGUAACCAUUGUGUUGCAUCCUCUCUUCAUAUUUGGGUAACUAGUAGACCAGUAUCUGAAGUUGUAAAAGUGAAAUAUCGUCCUUUUCUUGGAUUUCAGCGGCUCGGCAGAUCAGGGUCUUCUUUGUCAUAUUUUUUUUCAUAGGCCAAAUAUUUCCAGUGGGUGACGAGUGAGUAUUGCAGGCAGACUAACUCCUCCACUAUAAAGCCAUGAUGUUAUUAUACAUGCUAAAUGCAGUUUGGGAUUGUCUUGCUGAAUUAUUCAAAGUCUUCUCUGAAAAGUGCCUCAUCUGUUGGGGAUCAUAUGUAGCUCCAAAACCUGUGUAUUGUUCUACAUUACUAUUGACUACUUGGAUGUGUAAUGGACACUGAUGCAUCCCCAUACUGUCAUGGAUUCUUGCUUCUGAGGUGUGCGAUGAUAACAAGCCACAUGGCUGCUGGCAUAUCUGGUCCAUCAUAUGGUUUCCUCUUUGGAUGGUACAGUUUUUGAGCCUAAGCAGUAAUUUCCACCACGUUUUUUUUGCACAGCAGUUUAAAUGUUUUUUAAGUCUUUGCCCUUACUUUCUUUAAAACCUGUUGCUGGCAACAUCUUUGAAAUGGGCAUAAAACAACAAUUGGUUUUAGAUCCAGCAUUUGAUUUUUUGUCUUUGCAGUGUUUUAGAUAAAAUAAAGGCUGUAAAAGGUUUACAAACCACUAUUAUCUGUUUUUAUGGACACAGAGGCUUCCUGAUUUUGGGGGAAUUAAACUCCCAAAGGCCUGAUAUGUCACUGCACUGCCGUGUCUUUGCCACUAGGGGGAGAUGUUAUUUCAAAAUGGAGUGUCUGCUCUGUACUCUGAUCCGAAACAUCCACCUGUUACCUGGAGAGGACUGUGCUGCCUUCCUGUGGGCAUCUUCAGGUAAAACAAACAGCUCAGGAUGUGUGUGCAUGUUUGUGUGCGUUUGUAAGUGAAUGUGCUUGUGCAGGUAAGAUCUUGUAAGGGGAAAGGGGAUAAGAGAGAGCUCAUUAGCCGGUAAGGUUUAGAUUACAGUAAAUUGCUGGCUGGGCUGAAUAACUCUGUACUCAUUCUGUUAGAGAGUUUUUUUAAAUACUCAGCAAGAAUCAGGGACAGGAGGCUGUCUCUGAAGGGUGGAGGCCUCUUGGACAUGGUUCAGACUGUUGUAUUUUGCUGUUCCUAACAGAGUGAGAGAGGUCGCGCAAGUUCAUACACAAUGAGAUAAUCUGAGAUUUCUGUUUGUGUAUGAGCUUUCAGCUGCAUUAGUUUUUGCUUAUACUGCUGAUAACGUGCUAUUUGUGUAUAAAUCUAUGCAGGUGUUCCUCUAUCUCCUCAUAAAUGUCCUCAUAAAUGUCAUGUGUGUUUAUUUUGAAAGAAACCAAAAAUUUAGCUGUUCCUUGUGCCAAUCUAGUGCCUCAUUAGUAGAGUAUGUCGUGAAGUCUUCACCAUAACUCAAGGGUAUAACUCUAAGGGAUUGCAGACCUUCAUGUCUCAAGUGUAGAAAUAUGCUCACAAGUCAAGACUGUACAUGACGACAUGCAGAGAGCCUGUUUUCAUGACGGAUUCUUACCUUUGAAGCUCCAUCAGAUCUGGCUUCAACAUGAGAGACACAGAGAACUGAGGGGGAAAAAAGAAGUUGGGCCAAGUGAAGAGCUAGAGUGAUGAACGAUGAACAUGACAGUGGGGAUGAUGAAGGAGGAAAAGAGGAGCCGGAGUAAAAACAGGAGUUCACAGGGAGUGAUGAAUCCCUGUCACAUAAGUAAUGAGAAGGAAAGUGGGGAUAAAAAUACAGUCAGGAUUCUGUCAGGGAAAGUGUAAAUGGAUAAUCCACAUAGAUUCAUCACCAUUUGUCUUGUGGGAUUUGAUUUAAAGAGUGAUUUUCGUGCCUCUCAGCAACAUAGAUACUUUACUUCACAUGGUUUCUUGCCAAAAUUACACAAUGUUGUUGGAUGCUUACAGUUUGCAUGUGUUGGAUUAGGAGAGGAUUUAAAAAUAAAAACACAAAGCUCUAAACAAAAAGUUUAAGAAACUUUUUUUUCUCUUUUUUCUUUUCUUUUUACUGGUAACUUGCGAACCACAAACUUUGGGGAUUUUUUUUCUGUCUUUCUUUUGUACUUUAGCCCUCCUGAGUUCAUUGUUCAGUCUCCCUGUAUUUUUUUUUUCUUUUGCAUUUUUUUAGCAUUGUUUGUUUGAGUCUUGACAUAUCUGAAUUUUUUUUCUUUUUCAUAUUUAUCCACCCAGCAACUGAAUGUAUAAUAGGAUGAUGUAAUUAGGAUAAAUAACUGCUAUAGUUUUAUUCUGUGAUGUGAUUUGCUUGAUUUUUGUUUAUCUUGCAGCUGUGAUGGAAUUAUCAAGUAUGUCCUGCUCUCAAGAGUACAUUGUACAUUUUAUUGUUAGUCCAUAGUCAGGUAUAAAUCUGUCAAAAAGCUGUAAAAAACAGUGUAAAAUCUGAGUCAGAGGGUGUCCUUGGUGCUCUGGGAUGUGAUGGGAGUAAAGAAACUCAUGUGAAAAAACGUGAGGGGAGGGGGAGAAGCCAAAGUUGGAGGGAGGAUUUUGGCAAAAAAAGAGGGGUGUGUGUGUCUCCCUGUGUGUGUGUGUAUGUGUGUGUGUGAGUGUCAAAGCAGGACGUAAUGGUAUGGAAAAGACAGUGAGUGAGGGAGAGUGGGUGGGUACGGGUGUGUGUGUGUGUUGGUAUAAAAGCUCCCUCUCUUACUUGCACUCCCAUAUCUCCUGUGUCAUUUUUUGUGGGGGGAUUCUAGUGUGUGUUUGUGUGUGUGUGUCUGUGUGUGUGUCUAAAAUACAAGAGAAGUGUGUGUUUGUGGCCUUGCAGGACAGUGGACUGAUAAAUUUAAAAGGAUGCAUCAGCUUACAGUGGUGGCCUUGGUGCUGGUGGCUCUCUGCUCUCUGAGGAGUGUGGAUUCUUCGGCGUACGACAAGAUAGUCACUCACAGCCGCAUACGGGCCCGGAAGGAAGGGUAAGGAGAGGGGUGGGGGAAGUAGAGGGAUGUGUGAAGAAAAUGUGGUACUUGCAGAGUUGUUAAAAAAAAACACUUACAUUUAUGACUUAAUGAAUUUGUAAUUUUUGUGAUAAUUUUAGCAAGGAUGUCAGAAGUGUUUGUAUUUCACAGCAGACUGGAGAUAAAUUGCUGUAUAUUAUUAAAAAAAAAAGCUGAUGGACAUGUUCAGCUCUUUUUGUGACAGGUUUUUAAUCUGUGCUAUCUUUAAUCCUGUUUCUAAUCACAGAGCAUUCUAUCGUGAUUUAGAAAACAGGUCAGCCUCAUUGAUGAAAACAUUGAUUUUCACCAUAAUGGAACAUUCAAUAAUGUCUGCCGCAUUCCCCCCUCUUUUCUGCUGGGAUCAAUGUGCCAAAUUUUAGGUUUGAAUUGAAUUUCUUGUCCAGGCUGAAGGAUAUUUAUUCCUUUUUUUGCCAGCUUAACAGGUUGCAGAAAUGUGGUUGUCCUUGCAAAGUGAAAGUAUUCCUUGUUAAGAUUUUUUAAGAGUAAACUGAGCUUAUUCAUUUCUCUUCACCUGUAUUCACCACUCCCCGCAUCACUCAACAUUACUCACAUCCUGUCCUAUCAUCUCAUCGCUCUUUCUUCUUCACUUGUCUUCCCCCCUUUCUUCUCUUUUCCCCACAUCCUGCUUGCUUCACCUGUCCGCCCCCCACCUUGCCUCCCUCCUCCUCCUCCUUCUCCCCUUCUCUUUUCCACAGGCCAAAUGUGUGCGCUCUGCAGCAGGUCAUGGGGACCAAAAAGAAGUACUUCAGCACAUGUAGGAACUGGUACAAAGGCACCAUCUGUGGCAAGCCAGCGUAAGUGUUGACAUAGAGAAGUUAUUGACUUUGACUUUUUGAACCUGUACUCCAAACUUCACCCUUCAACUUUAACCUCCUCCACCUCUCUGUAUGAUGUUUCACCUCUGUUUGACUACAGUUUUGGCCCCCUCCGGCCACUUUUGUCUUGCCUGAGCUCAUAAUUGUCCCACCUGUACCUCCUAGAUUUAAGUCUAAAUUUGGUCCAAACUUUUUUGUAUGAUGCCAAAAUAUUUAAAUGACUAGUUGAGCUUUUUCUGAAGGAUUUGUUCGGCAAAAAAACAGCAAAUCACACUUUACAGUCAUGGUGCUUUUGCACAACAUGCAAACAUGUGUUUCGCAUCAACAAAUGGAUUUCACAACCAGUUUCCUAGACAUGUUAUCAUGACAACAUAUAAAAUCUAACUCCCGCUUUUGUCCCAUCACCCCCAUCCCCUAUGCCCCUUCCUCCACUCCUGUCGAGGCAUGCUGUGCAGGCCUGCAGGGCCAGGGGUUCACUCCAUUGUUGGCCCGUUUAUGUUGUACACUCCUCUCAACACUGAUUGAUGCCCUCCUCUCCGUCUGAAGCGUGUCAGGUGCUCAGGAAAAAUACACUAUUUAUGCUUUUGCUCUGCGCAUUUAGGAUGAAGUAGACGAUCUAUUGCAACCCUUGUUUCCGACUGAUCUAUGCUCUUGGCAGACAGGAGAAAGUGAAUUAGUGUGACUGUGUUAAAUUAGUUAUUCUUUACGUUAAGGCAAGCUGUUCCUCUUGUGAGCUGUAAAUACCCAAGUAUAGAUAAUCCCCUGAAAGGUUAGGCAGAGGUUUGGAGUGAGUAUGAGAGCAAGUUUGUCAUAGUGGAUAAGAGAUGCUAAACCUAAAUAUUGGGUCUUUAUCUGUACAGAAGUGUUUUUGAACUGUCUGGAGUGUUGCCAAUAGAUUUAAGUAACUUUUCCUGGUGACAUGAUGUGCAGAAAAUGUGACAUACAGUACAGCUGCAGAUGCAUUGAUGGAGUGUAAGGCUCGGCUGGAGCUGAUUUACUGUCUGUGUGUUGCAAGUGUUGCAGAAGAUUGAAAAAACAUGCACACUGUAACUCGACUAUGUCACACAGUCACACACACAUAUACAGUGGAAAAUUUCAUGACAUUUAAAACUUAUAAUCUAAACUGACUAGGGUAAAAACAAAAUUGGUGGAUAAAGACAUGCAUUAAAACUGGCAGCAUUCAUAAAAAAAAAGAUUUAAUUUCACUUGAUGGAUAAUAAAAGGUGGUUAAGGGUUGAUGGGGUUUCUUACAUGCAUUUUAUGUUACUGGGCAGCUUCAGAAAACUAACCCAAUUAUACCCAAAUUCAUCCAAAACACAGCAAAAUUUGUCUUCAUGGUGUUUGAAUUCUCAACCACCAUGCUAAUAAAAUGUUAUGUAUCAAUACAAAAAUCGCUGAAAUCGACCAAAGAAAGCUGAACGAGACCGUAAAACUCCCAGAUCUCUUUGGCUCUCUGCGGUCACAGUCAGGACAUUGUUCAGCGGCAGUGAAGGAAAUCCUGCCAGCUGUGGUUAUGUCUCGUUGGGAUUAGGUGUUGAUGAGAGAUUAGGAAAGGCUGUUUGAGUCUACAGUAUUUACAGUCAGACCUCAGCGUUCACCGCAGGCUGGUUUGCAAACACACAAGUGUUUAAACAUGCUCGAAGGGUGCAGCAGCUGAAGUCAUACCUGGACUGAUUCUCUUAGAAACCACUACAAGAUGGAACAAAUGAUGUUGAUAUGAAUCCAGUCUGCACUGUGUUCUUCUAAUUAUCUCCUCUGGAGGUAAUUGAUUCCAUGGGGAUUUUUUCUUUAAUGCCUCUGUUUGCUCAAAGAAGUCUUGAACUGAGUCGCUGGAAGUUCAGGUGGAAGUGAUUUUCUUCAAAGUGGUGUACUGUCAGUGUUAGGCACAACAUGCAGAGCGGGGGACAAGUGUUAAAAAUCAUUUGUAGUUAAAACAAAAAGCUCUGGCAUCUUAAUUUACACUCCAAAUCCAUGCAUGAAAACACAGAAAGAAAUGACAUGGAACAAUGGUAAGAAGACCCAAGACAGAUGUUCGAUUGAUCCGCAACUGGGAAAUACUAUGAUGUUUCCAUCUGAUGCCAGAACACCCCACACCGUUUGUGUGCAUGUGUAUGCAGAGUUUGCAAAUGUGCUCAUCUGGAUGCCACAUUGCUCUGGUUCAUGAAGUGACAGUUCCAGAGGCCUGGCUGCAGUUUGCAUUUGGUUAGUUCUGUCUCUGGUCCAUUCAGCAUCUAUUAUCCUGUCAGAGCACAGCCGCAGAGCAAUGACUUCAUACCCUCCCGACAGCAGCUGUGCGUGUUUAUUUAUGUUCUUUACAUCGCAAAAAAUGGCUGUCAAAUUAAACCCGUAAUGUAUAAAUGACAUGGCUGUGUGUAUAAAAAUAGCAUAAAACCUUCACACAUUAACACUCGCGCAAAAAUAUAGAUUAAAGUAGAGACGUUUGUCAAAGCAUGAGUCAUUAAAGGGAGUAGCAGGGAGAAAGUGAGGGAUUUGUGUGGGUGUGUGUGGUUUGAAGUAGACUCAGAGAGAAACGAUUUCUUACAUAAUAUGUCACGACUUUGAACUCUGGAUGAUGACAGACAGUAUUUUGUAUCGGGGCCUAAAGCCUGUGGAGGAAACAUAAAAUUUAUAUAUAAAUGCAAUAAAUCUUUAAACUAGGUUUUAUAUGCUUUGGAUGUGUAACACACUCUUCAAACUCCUCAACAAACUCGCGAAAAUGUCCAACUGGAAACCAUAAAGGGCUUAGGGUGAAAUCCCAAUUAAAGCUUUCCGAGUGUCCAAAAACUGUGUGGCUGUUUCUCUGAUGAAGCGUCCAAUAGUGACUCACUGACGGUUUGUUUACAUCCUAGAAGAUUUACCCUGGCUUGAGCAAGUCCAAUUAAAAAAGGUUUGCUUUGGUUACCAUUAAGAGCUCAUUUUCAAUAAAACUCCCCUUGAAAAACACAAAUGAUCCCUCUAUUACGGCGUAAUUUUACACAACGCUGACUUGGGGCUUGCACUGUCUGUCAUAGCUCUUCCUGUCAUUUGUAAGACUGUAAUAAAAAGUAACUCGAUCUGUUUUAAGACGUGCAACUCCUCACAAAACAUCGGCCUUGCAGCUGAUGGAUGUAGUUCUUGUUUUUAAAGGACACACAUUAGCUAUUCUGUUUAUUCUGAGAUCUAAAUCUGUCAUGCAGGCUCAAUAAGUCAGCUGUAUGUCAGGAUUUUGUUCUGAGGCUUUGUUGGGAAGACUAAUGACUGAGAAGAAACUUCGUGAGGCAGCAGUCACCCGAGUUGUACGCUGAUAUCACUGGUGUUUAGAUUAAUUUAUCAACAGUACAACUCUGACUUCCUUAAGAAUGUGUAAGCCACGGUCUCCAUGAUGUUUCUCAGUAUAUGCGGUUGGAUUUGACUAAUACAAAGGCCUCUGAGGAAACUUUGUGCAUAUCUUAUUCAGCACUACUCUUGAAGACAGAGAACAAAGCACUUUGAUGCCGUCAAGUUGAAGACUUUUUGUCCUUUAGUUUGUUUCUUUUUUUUCUGUUUCAUGAGAUAUUGGGAUUGAUGUCGGCUGGCUCUCUUUAAGAAAGUGUCUCAGCCUCGUCUUUCCUUUUGAGUCCAGUCCAGAUUUUCUCAGUGAUUGGCCUGCUGGGACUUUUUGAAUUUCUUCCAGAGUGCUUAAAGAAGUGUUGGAGGAACCACUUCUGAGUAAAAGCUGUUCCCCCUGUCUUUGUUAAUUAGCCCUCUCUUGAAUGCUUUUUUUGUGGACGUUUUCUCACAUCAUUACUUCUACUGCUCGGACAAUAAAAUGUUCUAUGCCCAUUUAUAGAUUUGCUUUUUGGAAACGACCUUUUUUAAUUCAGCCGCUGCACUCUUCAAAUAUCUCAACUAUUCUUUGCUCAAGAGCUCAACAUUUCUUCUUCGUACAGCUACAUUUUCCUUCCCCUCAAAUAUCUGCUCUUAAUAUUAUAGUAAUCUUGUAUCUUUUUACUGUUGCAAAUACAGUUAACUACUGUAAUAUUUACUGUUCUGACCAUAACCAAUACAAAUCCUCAUCUAAAAGAUCCUAAAUGAAAUUUCAUGGCCAGCAAAUCUGCUGUAUAACAUUCACAUCUACUGUAUAACAUUUUUCUGUGUGUGUUUGUUUUCUGUUAUAUAGUACAGUCCUUUAUGAGUGCUGCCCUGGGUACAUGAAACUGGAGGGUAUGAAAGGAUGCCCUGCAGGUAAGUGGAUCUCCCCCAAGCUUCAGUCUAGUCCUGUGAUAUAAAGAGCGCUGUGAGGAGUUUGUAUGUUGUAUUGUUUCUGCUUCGGGUAAAGUUCAGAUGAAGACUGCAUUUCCCAUUGGCAAAUGAUGUAAAGAUGUGGCUCCAGUCAACACAUUCGUUGUAGAAGCAAAGAAAGAAAAUAUAGAUCUUUUAUCAAUUGGUAGCAUAGUAAAAUUAUCAAAUGUAACAAAACACACAAAUCUUUGCAAACUCUGAGUUAUUAUUAGGGUGUAAGAUAGCUCACAAAAGGAGCUCAAGGGUAACAUAAUCUUUUUAGAUGUCCAAAUAUAUUCACACAGUUUAACCCUCACAAUGCUUUUAAUUUGAAGUAAUUCAAACUGUUUUUCUCAAGUGUUCCCAAGCUGAAGCAUAUCUUCUGCUCUCUUCCAGUGGCUCCCAUUGACCAUGUGUACGGUACCCUUGGGCUUGUAAAGGCUACAUCCACACAGCGCUACACUGACAUGUCAAAGCUGAGAGAAGAAAUCGAAGGCAAAGGUUCUUUCACUAUGUUCGCACCCAGCAAUGAUGCGUGGGAGCAAAUGGAGCCUGUAAGUUCUGCUGGUUUAAAGGUCUCUUAGUAUGAAUAACUGCAUUAUUUACUCACUUACCACCUCUGAUCUGUCUUCAUUCAGGAAAUGCUUUCUGCUCUUGAGAGCAAUGUUAACAUCGAGCUGUACAACGCACUUCACUUCCACAUGGUGAACCGACGGUUUUUAACCAAAGACCUGAAGAAUGACAUGACCAUCACAUCAAUGUACAAUGACCUGGGGCUCUACAUCAACCACUACCCGAAUGGAGUCAGUUUAUGCAAUAUGCUCCGAUACACAAGAAUCCAUUCAUACAUACUGAACUGAAUUAUUUCUUUACCCAGAUGUUGGCCCUGAAUUAACACCUCUUCUCUUUGUAGGUUGUAACAGUUAACUGUGCCAGAAUCAUUCAUGGCAACCAGAUUGCAACCAACGGUGUGGUGCAUGUUAUUGAUCGGGUUAUUGGCUUUGUGAGCAACAAUAUCAAGGACGUCCUGGAUGUCACUGAUGAACUCUCUUCAUUCAGUGUGAGUUAACUCAGCAACACACGGAGCUGAUCUCUGAAAAUCAAAAAACUCACAAACCUUUUUUGAUAAUAGUUUAAAAUGGAAAACCAGUGUUUAAAAAAAAGACUUGAUCCAAUCUAGUAACUCAAGGUGUGACAAAAUGUUACAUGUGGGGUCUCUAUAACCAGGCUGCAGCAUUGGCAUCUGGUGUGAUGGACAAACUGGGCCAGCCGGGACACUACACCCUGUUUGCUCCCACCAAUGAGGCUUUCGACAAGCUGGCCCCAGGUCACCUGGAGAGAAUCAUGGGAGACAAAGCUGUCAUUGCAGGUACAUUGUCCACGUGGUGCAUGAACGAUUGGACAAAAUACCAGCAUGUGAAUUUAUUUCACAACCAAGGGAGAAUUUAUUCAUACAAGCAUAAUCGCAAAGCACACCACAAAAAUGAGAAACAUUUGUCUCUGGUUUCAUCUGAUCUGUUUUUUGGUUGGAGAAGCAGAAACAUCUAUUAACAUGUGUUUUUGGUGUCCUGAGUGAGUUUCUUAAUAUAACUUCAGAUACAUACUCAGACACUGAGGAAACCAUGUCAGGAAAGCCUCCAAAGUAAAGAUGAUAUGAAGCCAUGUGCCUUGUUUAAAUAAGUUGAUGCUUGGACAGAAGAUUGUAUUUGAGUUUGUUUGGGUUUGGAGAAGUUUUUCCAGUUUACUGUUUAAUUUCUUCUGCAGGCUAGAGUUUGACAGUUGGACUUAGUUGGAGGUGUAAUCCCAUAUCCCAACAGGGCUGCUAAAUACUUGAAAAAUGAUACAGGAUAACAAACCUUGCCUUAACUGACCAGAUUUCAAACAAUAAUCACAUGCGAUUUGUUUUCUUUCCUCCAACAUUAAACUUUUUCUGACUUCUUCAGCCCUGGUGAACUACCACCUCCUCAACAGCGUCCAGUGCUCAGAAGCUAUCAUGAGUGGGUCAACAUAUGAGACAGCAGAGGGCAGCACCAUCCAGAUUGGCUGUGAUGGCAACAGUCUCACAGUUAAUGGCAUCAAGAUGGUGCUGAAGAAGGACAUCGUCGCCACCAACGGUGUCAUCCACCUCAUCGAUAGUGUGCUCAUCCCUGACUCAGGUGAAUUACAGCUUGGUUUCAAACCCAACUUCUUCCCCCAGUAAGGGUAUUUUCUGUUGACAUUAUUGGUUUUUACAUCUUCUUUUUCUUUACAUUAUGUAAUCCACAUCAGCCAAGGAGGUGCAGGAGCUGUUGGGAGAGUCCCAGAGCACCUUUGGAGACAUGGUGUCUGAGUUGGGUUUAGCUGCUGCCUUGGGUCCAAAGACAGAGUACACACUCCUGGCUCCUGUCAACAAUGCAUUCACAAGUGAGUUCAAAUCCAAAGAAAUUCUGCUAGCUACUUUAUUUUCUUACUUUGAAAAAACAAUUUUAAAAAGAUAUUGUGGUUAUAUUGUGGAAUAUAGAGAAAGUCCUGGGAGCCGGGGAGUGUUGGGGGUCAUAGAAAGAGUUCAUAUAUUUACAGUUCAUUGUUACAGUUCGUGGUUUGGCUGUGAUACGUUUUCAACACUUGUCUGUCAAAUGAACACGCAUAGAAGAAGUGUAUCUGAUCCUGGCUGGUUUCUUGUGUCACCUGAGUCUGUUUAAACCUGUAAUUUCUCUUUGUUUUCCAGAGGAGGUGAUGUCAACAGAAGAGAGCCUGCUGAAAUAUAUCUUGGAAAACCACAUCCUGAAGCUGAAAGUCACACUCAGUGAGCUCUACAACGGACAGCUGCUGGAAACACUCGCUGGCAAACUGCUCCGGGUCUUCAUUUAUCGCACUGUGAGAAUUUCAUGUUUUUUUCUGAGAUUUUUAUCUUUGCAUCACAGAUUCCUGCAGGAACAACAAAAAAGAUGAAUGAAAACUGAAAGAAAGGAAAACUGUCUUUCAUUUGGGAAUCUGUAACUCAUUAGGCCCCUCACCAAGUGUUAACAUGAUUUAUCAGCCUUUUGACUCUAAACAAAUGUGAUAGAAUAAGUAAUUAGACAAAGUCUUGGCUGAUGAAAUGUGUCUCUCUCCUGGUGCUUCAGAUAUCAGAAACAGCUGCUUACAUUUCAUCACAAAUCUCAUGUAUUCUUCUUUUUGAUUGAUUGCAACAGAACCGUUCCAACAACAAGUCCUCCUAUGAUCUAGAUAGGUACCAGAUUUGGAGACAAAACCCUGCUCUGACUUUGUUUUAUUUUUUUUCGUUGUCAGGCCGUGUGCAUAGAAAAUGCAUGUAUGACACAUGGCGGGAAAGAGGGAAGUAACGGUGCUCUCCAUGUGAUGAGGUCAAUAAUCAAACCUGCAGAGGAAACGAUGUAUGAGCGCCUGAUUUCUGACGGACGUUUCAGGUAAGGCCCAAAUCUUAUUUUGUUAUUUCUUUUAUGCACUUAAAUAAUCAAUAAAUGAUAAUGUCCUCUUACUUACGAGCAGCAAAACACAUAACUUCUUUCAAAGCACACUGAAUUUUCACCCACAUCUUUCCACGAUUUGUCUUCGUUUAUUUAUGUUACCUGAAGCUGCUGAGCUUGCUGUAACGAAUCACAAUACAGUGGAACAUAUCUAACCCAAGCAGAAAAAUCUGGUCUCGAGAAAUGCAGCUGAUGCAGAAGUGCUACAAAAAACCAGUUCCCCUAAAUGUCCAUUUUAGGAUGGCAGCAAAAGCAUUUAAAACCACAUAUUCAUUUAAAAAAAGGAUAUGUUUACAGCUUGGUACAAUGUACAGUUUGGGUGUGCAGAGCUGAUGUCUCUUUACACUCACUUAGGUCGCAUUUCCAAUAUGGCGGCUGCUGCAGAUAGCCUUUCAAACUCCAUUCAAAACACCAAUGAUCCAUCAUCGAGACAACAUCCCUGUUUUAUACAGUAUAUGAUAUAAUCGCACAUCACAGAACAAAACCUUCAACAAUGCAUAUUCUCCUUACUAUGGAAAUUGAAAACUCAGUGGCAAGUAAAUAAAACACAGCAAAAACUGUUAAAUUGAAUUGUAUUGAAAGGAAAACAUUACCAACUUCAAAAUCAAUUUAACAAACAUUGAGAGUAAUACCCAACCACAAAACUCUAAUAUCUUCUGACUCUGUGACAGCACUGGCAUCAGCAGCUGCAGAUGAUUAAUAACCAAAGAGGCAGAUGUUUGCUGAAUAAGACCACACAAGCCUAUAAGUCUCACACAAAUCCCAAUCUGAGCCCCAUCAUUUUUCUUUGCCAUAACCAUAAUCCUCCCGUCUUUAACGAGCAACACACUGCUGCGUUGUUGUCCAAAUGUGACGUCAAGUGUAAUCCGGUCUCAGAAAUGCAAAAUAAAUACUCCAUUUAACAGCUAAUGUUUUUCCUUUCCCUGUGAAGAAAAUGAAAAUCUUUUUUUCUGACUGACAGAGUCUGGGCAGUUAACUGUGGUAGGAAAUAGGAAUAGAGUAGAAAAAUGGGAAAGCACCACUUUAAAGGCUGCAUACAUAUUUAUGUGUGCAAAAUAGGGAAAGUAUGAAACACUGACUGUAAAUAAAUACGACGAAUGAUGUAUCUCCAUUUACUCCCACUGUGAGAAAAAUACAGACAAAAUACUGCAGACAGGAGUGUUGAAAGUUCAGUGACCAUGAGUAAUCUUUACAUUUUCCAUCGCUGUUCUCACCGGGGGGAGCACUAAAUGUUUUGGCUUCACUUUGCAGGGACAGUAGUACUGCCCGUCUUUUCACACAAUCUACAGUCUGAUCCAAUCAAAGCUGCCUAACAUAACACAUUCAGAAGAUUCUCCUGAUGUAAACUCCAUCAUUAAAUAUUUACCAGAAACGAAAAGGACAGAGAACUGAUAAAGAACAAAUACAGGCUAACACUUAACGUAAACGGUAAAUUACUGUUUACAACUGGCAGUUGUUUGUUACUUUGGUCGUAGCUUUUUACUGUGUUUUUGACUCUUAUUGUCUUCUUUGUCAUUGUAAAAAUCUUUUUUGUUUCCAUCUUUGUUGGUUUAAAAUGGUCAGCAUAAUCACUGCAAUGCAACGCAAGUCUUUAAAGCUAACUAUCAGUUUGAGCAUUAAUCCAGAAAACACUGUCAAUUUCAUCAACUAACUUUCUACGAUCCUUUCUUGUGUUCUUGAAGGAUUUUCCUGUCUCUGAUGGAGACAGCAGGUCUGACUGAUGUGCUGAAACAGGAGGGCUCUUACACCGUCUUUGCCCCCACUGACGAUGCCUUUGACGGCCUCAACGAAGAGGACCUCGCUCUGCUCAAAAGUGAGGAUGGCUUUAAAGCUGGCCUGUGAUAAAUAAAGCAACAAGAAAAGUGUCUCCAGUGUGUAAUCAUGUUUCCCAUGUGUUGUCAUUCACAGGUGAUCUGAAUGCUCUGAGGGUCAUUCUGCUAUACCAUCUCAGUAAUGGCGUUUUCAUCAAUGGAGGAUUAGAGGGAGGAGUUACCAACCUGCUGAAAACCCUGCAGGGCAACAACCUGGAAGUGAUGUCUGUAUGUACAGCAAGACGUUCAGUGUGUUAAACAGGCUGAAUGCUAACAAUACUUCUUUUUGUGCUACAGUGCCCAUAAUGUCGAUUUCAGAGCUCCUCUCACGUACCGUUGCUAGGUUACAAUGUUUUCUUUUCCUCCACCACCUCUGUUUCCUUUUGUAGUUACUGCUAAGCUUAUUUAGGAACACUAUUUGCUCCGUAGUUUGUGUUUCAGUGUAAUACUGAAAUUUAGACAAGUUCAAGACCUUAAGAUUGUACUCUUGAAAAAAAAGAUUUUAAAAAAUUGUCAGUGCAAACCAGAACAAUUCUAUUUGUGGAAACAGGCCCUAAAUUAAUAAAAUGUUAUAUUCAGAAAAAGAAAAAAAAAAAUCAAAAAUGUGAACAGAGAUUGAAGCCUUGAUUAUCCGUAACCAAACUGUCACAUAACUAUUGAAAUAGCACUUCCUGUGGUAUUUAGGAAACUGAAUAUCAUGGGAAAAGCAGAUGAGUCCGUGUCCAAGGGCUGAUUCUUCCUCUAUCACGUAUUCGUAUUAUAUAAUCAUGUUUUCCAUGUCAGCACACGAACCUAGUCUUUCCCCACAUUCUCAUUCAAACAAUGGUUUCAAAGAACUAACGCUAAUCCAUGACAUCAAAGCUGGUAACCUCUGGAGAAAGGCCAAAAGUGAUAAAAACCCAGCUUCCAGUCAUUUCCAUCUCCACCCACUAGACUUUUCACCCAGCUGUCCCCGCCUACUCUCCUGACAAACUCUACCUGCAAUUUGUCUUUAUCUGCCUUUAUCCCUGUUUUUAUCAGUCUUCAUGUCAGCUUUAUCAUCGUUCACCCAUUAUACACACUGCCCUCUCGCUCCGAUCUUAUGCCGCACUGUAUCGUAUAUCAGGUUAUCAGCCGAGCUCUUAUCUCAGGUCGACAGGACUUCCUUUACAGACACAGAACAGCUUUUCUGAGAUAAUUUAUAGUCAGGGAAGUGGGUGGUUCAGACUUUAAGGGAAGAAAAAAAGAAAGGAUGGUGAUUUUUGAGAGACAUGUCCUUUCAUUAAGGAUUGGAGGGGGAAGUUAUAAAAUUCAAUACAGAGGUUGGGUGGGAGAGUUGUCCUUUGUUUUUUCAGCAUGUCCACCUUCAGCUACACCUCCGCUGACACAUCAACUUGCAGGAUUUUAAUCAUGAAUUGAUUCCCCAGACAUCACUCACAGAACACUGCCCAAAAGAAAUAGACCUGAAAACCUUUUUUUUCUGUUUUUCUUAGGUAAACAACUCCAUUCAUGUGAACUCAGUGGAUGUUCCAGACAGUGACCUGAUGGCUACAAACGGUGUGAUCCAUGUGGUGAAGAAUGUUCUCUAUCCUGCGGGUGAGACCAGUUUUCAUUAUCAGACACGCAAACAAUCUGAACUUUGUGCUGGGUUGCAUUAAAGCAUCUUGUUUUUUUGGAUGCAUAUUACUUACAGACCUUCCUGUGGGCCGCCAGGACCUCCUGGUUCUCCUGAAGAAGCUGAUUAAGUACAUUCAGAUCAAGGUAGAGAAAGUGAAAUACAAAUAAAUCUGAAUUUGAAGUUCUCCUUGAAAAAUGUUAGUGGCUCUUUAUCCUCCCUUUACUUUCCGUCUGUUUUGUUCUAUUUCCUUUAGUUUGUCUCCGGGUUUACUUACACCGAGAUCCCACUCACUUUCAUCAGUAAGUCAUCUUGACACUAAUGUCACAGUAUGAUUCCUGAUAAGUAUCAUAUAAGCAACAACUUACAACAAGCUGUUCUUCUUCACAGAGAGGACCAUCACAACCUAUGUCAAAACUGGUAAGACCCCUCUGACUGUUUACAUGGUCAAACGCUAAUUUUUGAAAGUAAGUGAUCAAAAACAUGUCCAUCUUUGAAACCAGUUUAUGUUCUUUGUUUAAAAAUGAGCAUCUGUUCUCGAUAUAAAAUCAUCCUCAUGCAGACUCAUGCAUGUUUCAUGCAUUUCAAAGUUUCAUGCUGGCCUCUUUCAUUAUUCUCAUCUCCGUCCCCCUGAUUAUUUAAUACCCCUAUUUCUUAAGUCCCCUUGGACCUCUUGGCAUAUUUAAUCAGCUCUUUGAGGGAUAAGGUAAUCAGGCUGUCAAGGCAUAAAAGGCUCAGAGAUGAGGACCCUGUGAUUUAUUCAUCAAGUCGAGCUCAGUCCAGUGCACUUGCAUACAGAGGGAAGUAUUUCUUUAAGUAUCAGGUAACAUGGGACCACUCAAGUUUGACGGAGAUCUGGGACCCUGCAGGAUUAAAGUAACACAGGUCACAGUUUUAUGAUGUUAAUGUGCUGAAAUGGGGAUAUUUUACUUGAUAAAGCAAUUCCAGUUUUUGUGUGUCCCUUUAUUGUUACAGUGUUUAGAGAAAAUCAGUUUUUCAUUUUAGACAGGCUACCACGCGGGUUCACUGAGUUCAACAAGUUUCUGCACAAGAAACUGAUGCUUGUCACAAAAGAGAGGCAGGGGAGCGGGGUUAUGUAAGAGUUGACUGUCAUACAGAAUGCUGAGUCAGAUAUGCAAUGAAUCAUUCACAAAAAUAUUUUCAGAGACAAAGCAUUACAACAAAAUUCAAUUUAAACAGAAACUGUUCUGUCAUAUCAUCUCAUGUGUAUUAUCAAAUUGCAACCAGCUUUACUGGACAUGCAUGACAGGUGAAAAAUGGGCUUUAAUUUCUGUAUCUUAAAGAGUUUUAAAGUGUAAUUCUGAACGAUGAAGUUUGGAUCCGAGGAUCAUGAAAAGGAUAAAACCUACAAACAAAUCAAAGACUAAACACGUGCAAAUAAUCAUUAUAAAUCAUUAUAAAUUAUGCAAAAAUACCCAAGUGAUUUUGUUUGAAAACAGACAUGAUCUGGCUCUUGUCACGGAACAAUAAGGCCACGUAUCAAGGGGCCUCAGGCCUGAGAAGCUCUUAAAUACAAACAUAUGUCAGCUUUGAUCUCUAUGUCGUUCAUAAAAAUACUGUCACAUUAACAAUUCAUCGCUCCAGAGCAGAAAAGAACAGAAGAUGUUAGAGUUCUGUAGCAGCUGUAGGGUUUCACAGAUAACCAGCCUCUGGUGGGAAUUCAGUAAGUGAAGAAAAAUGUGUUAGAGGGUUACGUGACAUGCUCUUCCUUUUCAAACAGACAAACAACCUUUUUUUUUUUCUUUCUAAAAUACCAAACCUCUGAGUGUUUAAAAAGAUGGACUUUAUAGCUCCGCCUUUACCUGCUGCACAAAAGUGAGGCCCAAAAAUCUCCUGCUGUUGUGUCAACAUGCUGAAUUUCUUCAUCAAGAGUCUGUACAGUAAUCUGCAAUAUUGACAUACGGCCGUUUCCACUGACCAAAACAGAACAGACACAGUUUCUAUUGUAAAAGUUUCUUCUGUCAGAUUGAAGCAAAUUUAGCUGCUAAAGGUUCAAUGACUGUUGAGUUGGUGUUUCUCUCACCAUCACUCCAACACUAUACUAAUACAGCGCACAGACAAGAGCAACAUUCAGUAAAUGUGAAUGUUGUUAAAAAAGAUUUAGUGCCUUGGACCAACUGAAACUAAACUUCUAAAAAACAUGUCUACACACAAGUCCGACUGAAUCACUCUGAAUCAACCUUCUCAUAGUCCGACUAACACAUCUGGAUAAUUCAGUUGGGGAUAAAUUUUCAUGUGUACGGCACAAUCAGACAGAAUCUGGCCAAAGCCUGCGGCACAUGCCCUGAGUUCACAUGCUGGGCCUGAUCCAGAAAUGGAAUUGGAUGGAUGUGUUGCUUGGGAGCGCAGUAAUAACAAAACCUGGAUGGAUGAAGAAAGAAUGUAAAAGAGACAAAACUUGCCAGUCGUACAAACAAACAGUACAAAGCUGUAAAAAUAACUGCUUUCAUUCGUCAGCAUACAUCCUAUUCGCCUCUAGCUGAUGUGUGUUGCCUAUUGUUUUGAUAUGUAAUGCGUCAACCAGGAGACAACGCGACAGCAACAAGCUAAAAGUAGGCAUGUCGCCCCCUACCACAGCAGAGGCAGACAUGUAACUGUAACUUGACUUAUCCAUCCAUCCAUUUUCUACCACUUAUACCAUUGGGGGUCGUGGGAGGGCUGGAGCCAAUCUCGGCAGCUUGGGGCAAAGGCAGGCGACACCCUGGACAAGUCGCCUUCAUUAACUUGACGUAUCUGCGUGUGUAAACAUAUUGACUGAUCAAUCAAAUUGUUAAACCCUUUUUAAAGCAUCAAAUAACUAAACACGUCUGAGCCUCUCAGAAAAAAUGAACACCCACUCAUGUUGGAGAAAAAUGUAACUCGUGUAUAAUUCAGUUUUUAAGUUGACUACAUGUCUUGUCUGUUUACAUUAAGGAAGCAAACACUGCAGGCAGUCAGUAGAGGAAGCUCUGACAGCAUUUUAGGGUCAGUGUUUCAAACUUUUAAACGAUGAUUAAACCGUCUCUGUGGCUGCUUCAUUGCUCUCUCUAGUCCCUGAAACAACGGUGGUCAGAGUCAUCGAAGGGGAACCAUCCAUCAUCACAGAGACCAGGGUCAUUGAGACCGAACCCACUUUAACCCACGUGACCCGGGUUAUCGGGAAUGAGCCAACCAAAACAAGAGUAAUCGAGACAGAGGGCCCAAAGAUCACCAAGGUUACAAGAGUGAUAGAGACUGACCCAACGGUGACUAAGGUGGUCAGCGAAGUGAAGCCAGUGGUCACCAAAGUAACCAGGGUUGUGGAGGUAAAUCCUUCGCAAACUUCCGUGACCAGGUUCAUUGAUGGAAAGCCUUCUAUCACCAAAGUGACAAGAGUCAUUGAAGGUCAGUAACAGUAAAUGUUUCAUAACUUGUCAUGUCAUUAAUGGUAGAACGUGUACAUGAUAAAACACACUUUAUUUAUUGCAGGUGGAAGUGCUGAUGGGAAGAGAACUUCAGGUUAGUGUCUCAUUAAUCAUUCACUUACGGAGCAUGACAGAUGUAAGAUUUUUUAAGCAUCCCCUAACAGCUUGCUUAACCAACUGAUCCAGCAUCCUGCCGACUGACAGUGAUUUUGAAUUUCAUGUUAUUGAUCUUGAACUAAAACAACAGACAUAUCACUCUCAUGGUGAGCAUUUUUUAGCAUAUAUAUAUAUAUAUUUUAGCUGUUUCAUUCUAGGCAGGUUUAAAAAUUUGUUUAGAACUCAGUGCUGUUUUGGAAAUGUUUAACAAUAAUAUAAGUGCGUAUAAAUAGUAACUCGCUUGUCUUGGCAGCCACUGAUUUGCAGCUUCUUGCAGCUUUUGUAUGUUAUCUUACGGGCUAACACAAGGACAUGUCAUAAGCCAAAUGGUUUGUUUGUUGUGCUUCUGUGGCUGGGUGCCAGGGUGAUUUUCUGUUGCUGGUUGAACCUGUCUUUUCAACAUUUCAUGGUGUUUAUCAAUAUUAGCAUUGACUUAUUUCUCCAGAGAAUUCCAUGACAUACAGUUUAAUACAUAUCAUGAAGAAAAACAGCUCAAAGAUAAUAUUCGUCCUCUUCCAUUUUCUUGCAAUCCAGUGAAGGAAAUAAGUGCCACUGAAUGUUUUAUAUUUGAAGAAGUUAUGUUGAAUGCCGGCUGCUUUAAUGCUGCAUAGAAGUAAGAUUAUGAACAAAAAAUCUUGCAAUAAUGGACAGCCAGAUAUGUGCAAACACACUUUUGAAUGCUCUGUUCCUUGAGAUUGGGCGUAGGCCUGCCACAAUUAAAAACAACACUAGCUCAUUACGGUUUAUGAUGAUGAUACAGGCUUGGCAAUGAUGCUCCAGAGGAAGACGAUGUGUUUUGACUCACAGUCUCCUGGUUAGGCAGAGCUGCGUACAAAGCCAAGUUUUUCUGCAUACUAAUCUAGUUCCCGUGGUGCACCAUGAUUUGGAUGUCUGUAGCCUCACCACUUAACCAUUUCUACAUCAGGUUUCUUGUCUCUCAGGCAAGAAUCCCACCGUUACUUACUCUCUGACUCAUGCAGCUGUGAAGCAUAAAUGUGAGCAGUGUGCAAAGUAAAACACAGAACAUUUGCUAGUUGGCAAAAGGAGCAGAUGAGCCUUAAACUGUUUCCAACUGCAAGUACUUCACCGGGCUUGCAGCUCAUUUUGUUGGCAAACAAGACAAAUUUGCUCUUUUUUCCAUAAGUGGCCUCUGCACACACAUACUUCACAUCCUGUGCAUGAAUGUGUGUAUAUGUUUACAAAAACUGCACAUCUGUGCUUGACUCUGUGUUGGCGGUGGCGGAGGAGGUGUUUCAUGGGGUUAAAGCACCUGUCAGUCUGUCUGUCUGUCAGUCAGUCCAGUUGUUAAGUCGUUAAAUGACUUUCAACACCCUUCUCCGCUGCCCGUCUGAAGGUGGAACCAGAUUCACCGCAGGGAUUGAGCCUCAUGUCAUUGAGGGUAGGGUGUUUUCACACAAACUCUUGUUCUCAAACAGAGAUAGAUUUAUGUGUUUUGUAUGACAAGAGGCGUAUUAUCCCCCUUCUGGGUCUAACAGCUUUGUUUUAAAUUUUCAGUCACGGACCUCUCAGGAAUCACCACCAUCCAUGGCAACCCGAAUCUGAUCGACGAGGAGUCAGAGAGAAUUUCCAAAAUCAUUAAAGGUGAAAAUUCAAAACUGCUGUUGAACUCCGGAGAUCUUUGUGUAUGACUGAUAUAUGUUAAUGUAAACUCAGCAACUGAUUAUGGAAUCGCUUAAUUUUUCAGAGGGAGGUAAAUUUGCUGCUGCCAGGAAAGGUCCAGGUGAGAGCACAAAUCUGUGUCGCAAGUUUUUGCUAAAAAUGGUGCAUUGUAAAGCCAACUUUCAAGAUUCGAAUUGCGAUUGUUUCAAUGUCUUUCCCUUCCAUCCUCUAACUUUGAAUCCCUCCAUUUAUUUUCUCAUGUCUCAUAUAUUUUAUCUCCUUCAUCAUCUCCUGUUUCCCCUUUUACAGCUGGAAUGAGAAGGAGAGCAAGGCUGGUCAGGCGUCACCACAAGCCAAGGCAGCAAAUCAACCAGUGAGAAAACACCGUCGGGCUCACCGCAGAGACUGAAUGCAGCUCCAGUGCUCCUGGUCAAGCACUUGAGGAUUGAAAAACUGUGGACUAAUGGGGGGAAAUCAAAUCAGUCUGUUCUUUUGUAAAACCAAUAAGACUGGUUGUUUACUGUUUCAUCCGGAAUAUUUUGUAUUUGAAAGGCAUGGUGUGUCAUAGUAAUGCAAUAGUAUUAGAAAACGUCAUAAGUUACUCACAUCUGCAAGGGAAAUAUGAACUUUUUUAUGGGGCAGAUGGUGUGAAAUUUAUUAUACCAUUUUUUCAUAAGAUCAGUGCUUUUCUCUGAAUACGUCACAUUGUAAAAGGGCAGUUUGGGAGGGUUUUUUAAUGCUUUUUAUGGUGCUGGCAUUCUGUGUUAUGGAUGCUUUUUUAUGAUUAUGACAAAUGAUACAGUGUCAUUCUGUUGCUCCAAUUAGAUGCUGUACUGAACCUCUGUAAAUAAUUUCAUGGUGUUUAAAAAUACAGUGAAUUUUUAUGAAGUUUCUUUUUUUUUUUAAGUUUCUUUGAGUGAAUUGACUCAAAAAAACCCAGAAUGUUUUGUGCUGUAUUGCAUGGGUUAGUCUUGUUGAUGUCUUUGUCACACAAGGCUUCAUGAAAUACUUGUUUUCCCUCAAACAAACAAAUGUGAAUAAAGUUCACAUAGCGAUUA